GUACUGUAUUUUCCUUUUUUACAGGAUGAAAUAGUUGAUUUAAAUAAACACAGCUCUCAUACAGCAUCAUUAAAGACCACAUAUAAUAAAUAAGAACUAGAGGUAAUUCUGUGGAGAUAACCACCGAUAACAGAUAAUUAAAGCGGUGAUAAUUUGCCUGCUGCUAAACAGGAUCUCCAGCUUCAGAGCCCCCCUCCCCCACUCCCCGCCCUCGAGAUGCAGCGUCUGAGGCUCCCCCUGGCGUCGGUGUUGCUGCAGCUGCUAUGCCUCGCUGCGGCUCAGGAGGGCGCCGUGGCAGCGAGGUGUGGGCGCCGGUGCGUCAACAGAUAUGGCAUGGAGAUCUGCUGCGACGACACGCCGCUCAACUCGGAGCUGAGGUGUCCACCCAUGCCGCGCAUCCUGCCGGACUGCAACGACCCCAUCCUCGUGGUUAAGGACAUCGGCCCAAAGAAAUGCCUGAGCGACAGGGAUUGUAGUUCAGACCAGCGCUGUUGUCCCGACACCUGUGAUCCCGACGCUACGAUCUGCAUGCCGGGCCAGCGCAACUUGCACUUCCUCUUCCCGUAGCGCUUGUUAAAUCGUCUGAAUGUACAUCAUAUAUUUACGCAAAUUGUGCUCUUUUAGCCUCAUUAGCCUUAACGCUUGUUAAAUCGUGUGAAUGUGCAUCAUAUAAUUACGUAAAUUGUACUCUUUUAGCCUCAUUAGCCUUAACGCUUGUUAAAUCGUCUGAAUGUACAUCAUAUAAUUACGUAAAUUGUGCUCUUUUAGCCUCAUUACUACGCACAUUUGCUCGAUAGUUUCAUGUGUGAUGUACUUUAGCAACAAAGCACGCAAUUUCACGUGAAAUUUCUAGCCCGAAAUUUGAUUCAGCGCAAUUUUCUGUUAUACGGUAAAUUUUUUUCAGUUUUAAGGUAUCAAUUUACCUUUGUAUUUCGUAUGGGUUCUAUAUUCUACUGCCAUUGAGUGAAACAAUAUUUCUACACGUUUAUCCAUCGAAAUUGAGCUGCUUAAUGCAAAAAUGACGCAACCAAGUCGGUGCGUCAUUGUGCUUCUGACCUAACCAAAUUCGGAGACCGUCUAGGCUUUGACCGAAUAGUAGCUACACUCGGCGCAAAAUUAUUCUGGGUCUGAUUGGCCACCCGAUCGAAAUAAGUUUCUGGUCAGAUCGAAAUCAGUUUUCUUUAUGAUUUUAUAUUCGCCAGAGUGUAUGACAAGGUUUUGCCGAGUCGAGUCAUACCGAGCUAGUAAGCUGCCCAGAUGCUGCCUUUGGAACCCUAAGCGGAAGCGGACAUAGAGAAGCUGAUUUACGUGCUCCCCGAAUCCUAGGCGGCCC
Hyalella azteca is the source of this 1333-nucleotide messenger RNA. RefSeq lists its product as uncharacterized. Gene Ontology annotation, molecular function: peptidase inhibitor activity. Gene Ontology annotation, cellular component: extracellular region. The record is from RefSeq and is a predicted model, not a curated record. The transcript has 5 exons. NCBI's taxonomy places the organism in Eukaryota, Metazoa, Arthropoda, Malacostraca, Amphipoda, Hyalellidae. The coding region runs from base 217 to 567 and encodes 116 amino acids.